AUGACAUCGUACACAUCCGAAUACCCCUCCAUUCCGUUCGACCCCGCAUUCAAGAAGUUCUUCGAAGACUUCUAUGCAGCCUCCGACAAGCCCGAUGCGCAUGAUGCAUACGUAGAGAACUUUACCAAAGAUGCAACGCUCAUCAUGGCCUCGAAAAAGGCGCACGGCUCACAAGAAAUUCUUGCCCUCCGCAAAGGUCUCUGGGAAAAGGUCGCUAGCCGUGUGCACAACCCAAUUAAGAUAUUCCCGUAUGGUCCGAACUCUAACGAGGUCAUGCUGCACGGAACGGUCAAUUACGGCCUGAAAGCUGGCGGGGAGUCGAGUGUGGACUGGGCGGCGUAUGCGCGGUUAGUCAAGGACGAGGGGAAGGUCAAGAUGGAGUUUUAUCAGGUCUAUUUGGAUACUGGUGCACAGAAUAAGUAA
Molecule: messenger RNA, 423 nt
Organism: Didymosphaeria variabile
Lineage: Eukaryota; Fungi; Ascomycota; Dothideomycetes; Pleosporales; Didymosphaeriaceae
Exons: 3
Coding region: 1-423 (140 amino acids)
Source: RefSeq, a predicted model, not a curated record